Notolabrus celidotus (New Zealand spotty) is the source of this 2194-nucleotide messenger RNA. RefSeq names its product prospero homeobox protein 1-like. Gene Ontology annotation, molecular function: DNA-binding transcription factor activity, RNA polymerase II-specific; RNA polymerase II cis-regulatory region sequence-specific DNA binding. Bases 142 to 1908 code for a protein of 588 amino acids. The record is from RefSeq and is a predicted model, not a curated record. Lineage: Eukaryota; Metazoa; Chordata; Actinopteri; Labriformes; Labridae. Gene Ontology annotation, cellular component: nucleus. Gene Ontology annotation, biological process: regulation of transcription by RNA polymerase II. The transcript has 5 exons.
UGAUGGGGCUCUCAGUACAAAUAGUUGAGCCACUUCUGCUGCAAGCUGCAGAUCUACAGCCUCUUCUUGUCCUUUGCAACAAACAAAAGUUGUCUUUCUUUUAACCCUGCAUUCAUAAAUCAAAGUGAUUGGUACAAAGGUAUGUAUUAUUCUUGCAACAUAUGCCCUGACAUCUGUCAUGCAGAGCAUCCCUCCGGUUUCCAACCUGAUCUCUUGUCAGGUGUCCCUGCGACUUUACACAAAGACGGUGAGAAGAUUAAAAUGCUAAAUAAGCAAGCUUAUUACAGCGACAGUGAUGCUUGUUCAAGGUUGAUUUGUUCCAGCCUGCAGGAACUCAAUCCCUCUGAGGACAAUGGACAUACAUCCACAAAGGGGCAUAAAUCUCUUUCAUCUAGUUCUUGUGGCCACCCUGAGUGGAACUAUAACAGUGGCCAUCAAGCAAAGCGUGCCAGAGUGGAGAGCAUCAUCAAAGGCAUGACUGGCUCUCCUGGUAUGCAGUGCACAGAUGUGAUGAAAAAUCAAUACGAGGAGUCAGACAGCGUGGAGGACAAUGAAGGGAUUCAAGAAGUGCAUUUCCAUCAGGGUACAAGUGCUUCUGGUAAUAUGAGCCACUGCCAGAUGACAAGAAAACAGCUCCAGAGUCAGCUCAGAGAAGGGUUUGACAAUGUGGAUGCACAAAGUGACAGUUCAAACAGUAGUAAGGAAGAGAAAUAUCACACCUGGAAAGAUUGUCUUGAAAAUUCUCCAAGUGAUAAAUGUACAGAUUUAUUUAGUGAGUUCGAGAGCAGCUCAAGUAGAAAAUUACAAGGAUGGAAGAAGGUGAAGCUGAUGAACUACUUUCAAUCCAAACCUGAGAGAAUAAAGCUAAUGGCAGAUGUUUUAAAGUACGAACUUUCCAGAGCUGUCAGCAGGAGUGUUGAUUCUAUUUUCAAAAGCAAGCCGCUUCCUCAGCCACUGUCAGUCAGCGAGGGAAACACAGAGACGGAUCUCCCUCUUCAGUCAACAGUCUGCAAAGAAAGUAAACCAAGAUUAUCGUGUGGUGGGACCGCAGAAGUGCCAAGCUCAGAUGUUCAAACCGAAGCUCUGUCUCUGGUUGUGCAGAAGCCUCAACAUGACAGGAAUGACAAGUUCAUCCUCCAGUCCAGGUCAAGAGCCCACCUUAGUCCCAAACCACAAGUUCUCUUGUGUCAAGAGUCGACUCUGUGUGAAGACGCUGCUUGCCAACAUGCUCUCAACUGCUUACAAGAAGUGGACCCAGUGAAAUGUGCAACAUUUAAUGCACAUUGGAAUUCAACCAAAGUGAGGUCAAAGGUCAACUCUAGAUCUGCAAGACUAUACGCUCACGCGGAGUCAGUGGAUCCCCUGCUUUUAGAAAGUUUGUGUCUCCCUCGUGUCAAGAUUGAGUCUGACAGUCUGUUGAAGAAUAACCUCUACAUGCUGAAUGAAGGUCUCACUACAAGUCAUCUGAAGAAAGCAAAGCUCAUGUUCUUCUACACUCGCUACCCGAGCUCCAUGGUGCUGAAGAUGUGUUUCCAUGAUGUGCAGUUCACGCGCUGCAUCACCUCUCAGCUCAUCAAGUGGUUCAGUAACUUCAGAGAGUUCUUCUACAUCCAGAUGGAGAAGUUUGCCCGACAUGCUCUCAUCGAAGGAUCGACCGACAUCAGGAGUCUGACUGUGGGGAGAGAAUCAGAACUUUUUAGAGCUCUGAACAUGCACUACAACAAAGCCAAUGACUUCCAGGUUCCGGACAGAUUUCUUGAAGUCGCAGAGAUUACAUUACGUGAAUUUUUCAUCGCCAUUUCACUGGGAAAAGAUCACGAUCCAUCGUGGAAGAAAGCAAUCUACAAGGUGAUCUGUAAACUGGACAGUGACGUACCAGCUGAGUUCAAACACCAUUUCUCUGUAUGAGAAGAAGAAGACUUGAUGUGCCACAGUGGUUACUGUCACAAGGUGGACUUACUCAUGCAUAGUGUAGCAAAGUACUGUGUUUUUAAUGGAAGCAUAACACAGGGUGCAGGAGGGAAGUGUAGUGCACAUUUCAAACACAUGCCAGAGUCAAGGCUGAGUAUAUUAAAGGCAUUAUUAUUGUUGUUGCACAAUAGGGUAGUUUGACAUGUAUUUUGCUAGAUCAGCCAUAUUAUAUAGCAAAAAUACAUAUUUUCAUUGUUGUGAUUUUAAAGUCAAGAUGAGAUUC